AACGAACACCCAGCCAUGCGCCCACUCACAGAGUCCGAGACUCAAACCCUCUUCACAAAGCUCGCCAACUACACCGGCCGAUCUCUGAAUCAUCUUAUCGCACCACCCACCUCGUCCAGCGACGAGUCCGCAGAUGAUCGUUAUGUCUUUAGACUGCACGGCUCGAGAGUCUACUAUCUCCGCGUCUCUGUGGCCAAUCUUGCCACGUCGAUUGCGAGGCCGAACUUGUUGUCGAUAGGUACCUGUCUUGGAAAAUUCACAAAGACCGGAAAAUUCAGACUUCAUAUCACGGCGCUAGAUGUGAUAGCACCGCAUGCCAGGUAUAAGCUGUGGAUCAAGCCCAAUGGAGAGAUGCCGUUUCUCUAUGGCGGAAAUAUCGUAAAAGCGCAUGUUGGCAGAUGGAGUGAAGAUUGCCCGGAGCACCAAGGAGUGAUUGUGCUGUCUAUGGAUGAUACGCCUCUUGGCUUCGGAGUCACUGCUCGAUCUACCAUGGAGGCUCGAAAGUUAGACCCAACUGGCGUUGUGGCAUUUAGGCAAGGGGAUAUAGGAGAAUAUUUAAGAGAGGAGGAUACCCUUUUCACUACGUAGCUUACGUUCA
This is a messenger RNA of Microsporum canis CBS 113480, 598 nucleotides long. RefSeq names its product ribosome biogenesis protein NIP7. The record is from RefSeq and is a predicted model, not a curated record. Gene Ontology annotation, biological process: ribosome assembly; ribosomal large subunit biogenesis. Gene Ontology annotation, molecular function: RNA binding. The transcript has 3 exons. Gene Ontology annotation, cellular component: nucleus; preribosome, large subunit precursor; nucleolus. NCBI's taxonomy places the organism in Eukaryota, Fungi, Ascomycota, Eurotiomycetes, Onygenales, Arthrodermataceae. Bases 16 to 588 code for a protein of 190 amino acids.